Protomyces lactucae-debilis is the source of this 3024-nucleotide messenger RNA. RefSeq names its product glycosyl hydrolases family 2, TIM barrel domain-containing protein. The transcript has 2 exons. Lineage: Eukaryota; Fungi; Ascomycota; Taphrinomycetes; Taphrinales; Protomycetaceae. Gene Ontology annotation, molecular function: carbohydrate binding; beta-galactosidase activity. Bases 1 to 3024 code for a protein of 1007 amino acids. Gene Ontology annotation, biological process: lactose catabolic process. Gene Ontology annotation, cellular component: beta-galactosidase complex. The record is from RefSeq and is a predicted model, not a curated record.
AUGCCUCCCGCAGACUGGGAAAAUGAGCAAGUUGUUGAGCGCAACAGACUGCCACCACGCGCUUACUAUCUGCCAAAAGAUUGCAUCUCCUUGAAUGGCACUUGGUCAUUUCAUUAUAGCUCAACGCCUCUCGAAGCGCAGAAUGUUGAUGAGACUGCCAAGUGGUCAAAAAUGGACGUACCAAGCAUGUGGCAACUACACAAAUCCAAAAGAUUUGGACAUCCCGCUUAUACCAAUGUCAAGUAUGAGAUUCCAGUGGAUCCCCCGCGUGUACCGACAGACAAUCCCGUAGGCACGUAUGAGCGGUCUAUUGAAAUUACCAAAAGUUGGGCAGCAAGGAAUAACACAAUCCUGCGAUUCGAAGGCGUCGAUUCGGCAUUUCAUCUUUUUGUCAAUGGCGAGCAAGUCGGAUAUGCACAAGGGUCACGCAAUGCUGCAGAAUUUGAUAUCACUGCUUAUACGCAUAUCGGUGCUGAUAAUCGCAUCCGUGUGCGCGUCUAUCAAUGGUCUGAUGGCACUUACCUGGAAGACCAGGAUCAGUGGUGGUUGAGCGGCAUCUUUCGCGAUGUCUAUCAGCUUGGAUUUGCCAAGACUGCAAAAAUUGAGGACUUUCAAGUCAAGACAACUUUCCCAAAGGCUGACGAGGACUCUUAUGUGGACGCACUUCUGAGGUGGAAUGUCUCCGUUUCGGUUUCUCAAGCGAGUCAGCUCAGAGUGGAGCUUCUGGAUCAAAGUGGUGGUCGUGUGGGCGACUCUCUUGCACAGUUUGGUUCGAGCGGUCAUCAGACUGGGCAAAUGGCUCUCGCAGCACCUGCACUCUGGACAGCAGAAAGCCCGAAUCUAUACACUUUGCGAUUGACGCUGAAGCAGGACGACGAGGUGAUCGAGUGUAUUGAACAGCAAGCUGGCAUACGCCAGAUUGAAAUGAAGCAUAGCCUCUUGUGUGUCAACGGGAAGCCCAUUCUGCUGAAUGGUGUCAAUCGCCAUGACCAUCAUCCUGAACACGGCCGGACUGUCCCGCUUGACUUCUUGCGCGACGAGUUGCUUCUCAUGAAGGCCAACAACAUCAACGCCAUCCGCACAAGUCAUUAUCCCAAUCAUCCUCUGGCUUACAGUCUAUUCAACGAGCUUGGCUUCUACGUCAUUGACGAAUGUGAUCUCGAAUGCCAUGGAUUUGAAGAAGCUGCCAGUGGAACAGACAAGACUCCUGAAAGCUUCACCACAGAUAACCAUGCCUGGGAGUACGCUUAUGUCGAACGUAUGAGACAGCUGGUCCACCGUGACAUCAAUCAGCCAUGCGUCAUCAUGUGGUCACUCGGGAAUGAAGCCUUCUUUGGCUGUAACCACAAGGCAAUGGCUGCGUGGACCCGCAAGUUUGACGAAACACGACCUAUCCACUAUGAAGGCAACCGCGAUGCUGAAGUCUCGGACGUGUACAGCUACAUGUAUCACUCCUGGGAGUCUCUUGUUGAAAAAGCGACUGAAGAGCAUUGGACCAAACCGAUCAUUUUGUGUGAAUAUGCCCACGCUAUGGGAAAUGGUCCUGGUGGCUUAUCAGACUACCAGCGUGCCUUUCGAGAACAUCGCAGGUUGCAAGGCGGCUUCAUCUGGGAGUGGUGCAACCAUGGUCUUCUGACCACAGAUACCAAGACAGGUAUAUCCUACUACGGCUAUGGUGGCGACUUUGGCGAUGUGAGAAACGAUGGCAACUUUGUCAUGGAUGGACUUGUCAACUCUGACCAUGUCACUCCAACACCUGGACUGCUCCAGGUCAAGAAGAUUUUCCAACCUAUAUCAGUAUCGCUCGAAAAGGGUAACCUUCACAUUACGAACCUGUACGACUUUCAGGCUCUGAACCAUCUCGACUGUACUUGGCGGUAUGAAAAGAUUUCUAGUAAGGAUCGGUUCGUGGUCCUCCUUGGUGAUGGGAAGCUGGAUGUUGAAGCUGGCCCUGGCGAGAUGGUCAAGCUUCCAUUGCCUGAGCUAGCGCCACCAACGGAUACAUGUGAGUACCUCCUGACUGUGUCUUUCACUCUGAAAAAGGCGACACCUUGGGCAAAGACCGGCUAUGAGAUUGCUUGGGAGCAAUUCGUUCUUCAACCCACUAAGCUUGCGCUCCUGAACGAACCGGAAGCAGUGAAUCGAAAGCUCCAGGUCACUGAGACGCCACUCAAAAUAACGGUGACUGCUGGGCCGAGCAUUUUUGAGUUUGACAAGGUCAAGGGACGUUUUGCUCAAUGGCAAUUCGACGGCAAGCCAAUGCUCGCACAGCCGGCACAUCUAGGGUUCUGGCGUGCGCCGACGGACAACGAUAAUCCAGAGGAUGCCAAGCACUGGCGCUGGUUCGGUGUGGAUACGAUGCUUGAACGGCUAGCAGAGUUGACUACGACACAGACAGACACAGAGAUCACCAUCAAAAUCCGGUCUCGAUGGGCAUCAGCCGUGACUGCGUGGGGCCUUGAGUGCCAGACAACGUUUGCAGUGUUUGACUCUGGUAAAUUGCAAGUCAAUUUCAAGCUACAACCAGAAGGUCCAGUCCCCAAGACAAUGCCGAGAAUCGGUCUCGACUUGUUACUUGUCCCAGGCUUCAGUGACGUGCAGUGGCAUGGUCUUGAAGGCGAAUCGUACCCAGAUAGCUUUGAAGCAAGCCGCAUUGGCUUUUUCAGCUCAACUGUGGACGACUUGUUUACCAAUUAUGAAAAGCCACAAGCGUGUGGCAAUCGGCACAAGACACGCUGGCUUGUCAUCUCGCAGAAGCCUGGCUACUUCGUAUCUGGUCGACGCAUUGAGUGCGCCAUGACGACGCAGAUGUUUGACUUUACUGCCAGUCAUUAUACGGACGAGGCCUUUGAGAUGGCAAAGCACCCAUUUGAACUCAAAAAGAUGGAGGAGACGCUGCUGAGCUUGAAUGCAGCCGUGCAUGGGCUAGGCACCGGUUCUUGUGGCCCAGGUGUGGGAGAUCCGUACAAGCUCAAGACGGUUCCCAUUCAAUUUACAAUUGAGCUGAAUGCGAGCAUCUUUUGA